CUGACCCCUGAGCAGCAGCGAAGUUUCGCAAGCGGAAACGAAUAGGUGUUCUUGCCGUCUGUGCGCCUGCUGCUGAAGCGUAGCAGACGACACACGCGACCUUCGCGUUUGGUGACACCACUCGCAGCGCUGUCGCGCCGUCGUGGCAGACGCGAAGAGCCGCGAAAAGUGGAAGUUGCGUUCACAGACUAUCGUGGAGGAACGGAAACACUCUUUCCUCCAUGCGUACAUUACGUAGCGACAUGCGAAGGGCGGACAUCACGUGCGUACUCGCAACCGACGAUCGCGUUUCGUUAGUCGACACGGUGUCUCGCCCGAGGCGUAGCCAACGUUAAUCGGCGCCUCAUUCUGUUCCCCUGAACCGACGACGGAACAAGGAAUGACACCCGGCUCCAUGGCUUCCAGCAAAGGCGUCGACCACGUCGAAGUCGUGCAGGGCGACCGCAUCAGGCCGAAAGCCAUCUACCGCGGCCGACGGUUCCGGCUUAUGGCUGUGGACUCCACGCGUUAUCGGUGGCGCUGUUCUGUGUCUAGCUGCUCGUCGCGACUCAUGACCGACAAGUUCGGUGAGAAGCACGUGCUGUACAGCUUCAAGGAACACGAUGAGGACGAACACCGAGCUGCCGAAGAAAGGAGGCACUCCGAUAAAUCUUUCAGAAGUGAGGUAAUGAAAAAGGUCGGCGAAUUCCUCUACGUGCUGGAGAAGACUGUCGGAGACAUCAAGUGCUGGCGCUGCCGGUACGUCAAGUGCUCCGGACGGUGCCGCACCAGCCUCGACGGCGAGCAGCUGCUGCACGGGCCAACGACACACACGUGCCAGUCACCUGCCCGGGAAGAGCAAGCCAGGUGCGUUGCUCCUGUCCUCUGGAUAAGGAAAAACGUUGAGAGACGCUAG
This is a messenger RNA of Dermacentor andersoni, 895 nucleotides long. RefSeq lists its product as uncharacterized. NCBI's taxonomy places the organism in Eukaryota, Metazoa, Arthropoda, Arachnida, Ixodida, Ixodidae. The record is from RefSeq and is a predicted model, not a curated record.